CAUCAUCUCCUAGUCGCUUUUCAUCCUUACGUCUCUUCGAGUCCAGCCGAAGCAGCAGUAUAACAUCAGUGCCCUUUACCUCUACCAGCAAAACACCUCCACCCAAUCUCCACCAUGAAGCAGACCAUCGCAGCGACUGCUCUCCUCUCCGGCCUCGCCGCCGCUGUCCCUCAAUGGGGCGGACACGGCGGUCCUAACAAUGGCGGAAGCUGGGGUGCGGGCGGCCCAUUCGCCGGCUUCCCAUCGUGCGUUUCGUCCUGCCGCGACAGCAACGCCGAUUACAGCAACUACAAGAGCCUGUGCACGAACAACGACAUGCUGAACACCCUCAACACCUGCGUCGACGACUCAUCCUGCAGCGACUCCGAGAAGAGCGACGUCAAGGAGACGAUUGCCCAGCUGUGCGCAAACUCGGGCGCGACCAUCACCGCGGCACCGUUCGCCUCGUACUCGGUGACGAGUGGCGGCUCUGCAUGGCCGACUGCGUGGACCACAAACUCCGCCUGGGCUUCUGCUGUAAGCGCAUGGAAUGGUAAUGGAAACGGUCGUCCAGGCUGGGGAGGCCCAGGUGCUGGCGGAUUCGGUCCUUUCGGACAGCAUGGUGGUCCAGGCGGCAACGGCUGGGGCGCUGGACCAUGGGCAAGCAGCGGUGCAUGGACAAGUGGAGCGUGGACUAGCUGGUGGGGAACCAAGGCCUGCCCAGCAAGCACAUGGUCUGGCUGGACCGAUGCUUCCUGGUCGACUUCCGCCCCAUGGACCACCUGGUCCGCAUGCACUGCUCAAACCACCGCCACCACCACCGUCACCGUCACCACAACCGACUCCUCCGGCUCUUCCAUCACCUCCAUUAGCACCUCUUUCGGCAUCCGUGUCGCCGAGGCCACCUCCGAUUCCAAUGACAAUGACAACGACAACGGCAAUGCUGCCUCUUCCACCAACAGCGAUUCUGGCGCCAUGCCAACCAACCGUGCCGUUUUUGGCGCUGCUGCUGGUGUCUUUGGUGUCGUUGCCGGUGCCCUUGUGCUCUAAGUCAAUCAGGAUUUGAUACCAUGAAAAAUUAUCUGGGUCUCAACGCAUUUGCUUGGCGCAACGGCACAGGAACACAUCGUAAUGUUGAUGCGAUACCCACCUUGAAAAGAGUCGGAAUAGAUUGGAGAUGUGUUCUAUAGUGAGCUCGACGAGGAUGAUUGAAUGGAAUUAUGAUAUGACUUUUUUUUGAGCUAGAAAAGAAUGAAAUGCAUAGUGUUGGACUCAUGCUU
Messenger RNA from Pseudocercospora fijiensis CIRAD86, 1259 nucleotides. RefSeq lists its product as uncharacterized. Bases 115 to 1029 code for a protein of 304 amino acids. The transcript has 3 exons. Lineage: Eukaryota; Fungi; Ascomycota; Dothideomycetes; Mycosphaerellales; Mycosphaerellaceae. The record is from RefSeq and is a predicted model, not a curated record.